UCCUGGAUUUAAAGGGGCCGCGACGCCCCAAAGGGCGUUGGGAUGUCUCGCCGGGCGAAGGAUGAGUACCAGCGGCAUUACGCCGUCACCGACACUCGGACCCACCCCAAAGGCUACACUGAGUACAAAGUGACCGCCAAGUUUGUCUCAAAAGUGAACCCCGAAGAUGUCAAGGAGAUUGUGGUCUGGAAACGGUACAGCGACUUUAAGAAGCUGCACGGAGACCUGGCGUACACCCACCGUAACCUCUUCCGACGCCUGGAGGACUUUCCUCCUUUUCCCAAAGCCCAAGUCUUUGGCCGAUUUGAGCCCAAGGUGAUAGAGGAGCGGAGGAAGGCCGCGGAGGUCAUGCUGCAUUUCACAGUGCAUAUCCCUGCUUUGAACAACAGUCCUCAGCUCAAGGAGUUCUUCCGGGGUGGGGAAGGGGAGAGGCCUUUGGAAAACUGUGCCUUGGUUUCUCUGCCUCCCCCUCUGAUCCCCGUGCCGUCAGAAGGAGUGGAGCCUGGCGAGGAUGCUCUGGUGUCUGACGUGGACCACGGACUCCUGGGCCUGGACUCUGAGCAGGAUCACAGCAGAGCUGCAGAGGCAGCAAGGAAAGACUGUGAUCGGGAGCCUCAGAAGAAGGAGGGAGGGGACCGCUCUUCACCCCAAAACUGUGAAGACGAAGCCCUGGACGCUCUCUUUGCGUAUGCUGGGGAGGAGGAGGGAGAAGAAGAGAAGGAAAUGAGCUCGCCUUCCCGCUGCCCCCUGUCGGUCCAGGAGCUGGCCCUGUUUGACCCGUUCGCUGAGGAAGCCUUGGGUGCAGCCAGCUCCUCCCCUGCUCGUGCUUCCUUGGAAGAUGCACCAGCGCAUUCUCCCCCGAGCGCAGGGAUUCUGCAACCAGCCCAGGAAGGAGCAGCCGCAUCAGACCCCGGUGCGUACCUGUCUUUGGCCACCGAGCGUAUCAAGCACGCCUUGGAGAGCGAAGCGGCUGAGGACUACGAGGGGGCUUUCCAUGGCUACCGCAGCGGUGUUGACUUGCUGCUCCAGGGCCUGCAAGGCGAUCCAGAUGCAGCCCGCAGGGAGGCUGUGAAGAAGAAGACGGCGGAAUACUUACGGAGGGCUGAGGAGAUCUGUCAGCAACACCUGAGGCAUCUGCACCUUUGAUGUGGCUUCCUAGGCACUCCCGGUGGGCACAUGCCAGCUGGGCAUCCCCUGCUGCCACCUUGAGAAGAGACCAAACUGCUCCUUCAGCAGCCACUGCCCUUAUCCUGGCAUUGACUGGCCAGAGCAGACUUGACCACUCGAUUUCCCCUUCUCUUGCCCUACUGUCAGUGGGGGAUUUCAUGUACACUGUCCAAAGACAUGUUUGUAAACCUUU
Messenger RNA from Euleptes europaea (tarantolino), 1360 nucleotides. It is a transcript of the gene SNX15, whose product is annotated as sorting nexin 15. Bases 43 to 1146 code for a protein of 367 amino acids. Lineage: Eukaryota; Metazoa; Chordata; Lepidosauria; Squamata; Sphaerodactylidae. Gene Ontology annotation, molecular function: phosphatidylinositol binding. The transcript has 8 exons. The record is from RefSeq and is a predicted model, not a curated record.